Molecule: messenger RNA, 2316 nt
Organism: Priceomyces carsonii
Lineage: Eukaryota; Fungi; Ascomycota; Pichiomycetes; Serinales; Debaryomycetaceae
Product: putative lipase
Exons: 1
Coding region: 1-2316 (771 amino acids)
Molecular function (GO): monoacylglycerol lipase activity
Source: RefSeq, a predicted model, not a curated record
AUGUCUAAUCUUAUGAAAAACUAUGAUGAGCAGAUUCUAUAUCGCCAAGUUAAGUCGCUAAAAUCGGGUCAAAUACAUAGAUUCAAGAUCGAAUAUACUCCUCUUGACGGCAGUGAUUCUGUUGAGCUACCACCAAAUCUUUGGUUAAAAGUGAAGAAUAAAGAAAUGAUUGCGAUGAGGGCUGCUUACUUGGCGGGUCCUUAUGUGUUAUACGUGGAUUGCAAGUCAGAUGAAUACGAUCUUAACAAAAAAUGCUUUGUGACAGCAGAUCAGCCAACAUUUGAACCGCAGUUGCUACCAGGACAGUCUUUCUAUAAUGAGCUAUCUUGCCAUACCUUGAAGGAUAAAUACGUGUGGACUAUUGAUGUGAUAUCUCAAAUUGUAUUCAACAAUACGAUCGACGUUGAUUUUGAAAUAAUGUUAGGCACAUCGAAACGGGUAUUGCAUGAGGCUUCCAUCCCAGAGAAAAAGGUUCCAAACUACGAUAGGAUUGGAUCAUUCAUACCGAACAGCAUUUUGAAUGUAACGACUUGGGAUACAUUGGAUUUGUGGAAUCUACCGAUUCCUGAUCAUAAAAAGCCUAUUCAUUUGGUAAUAUUAACUCAUGGACUCCACUCAAACAUAUCGACUGACAUGCUCUAUCUCAAGGAACAAAUUGAUAAAAUUGAAGAUAAUAUAGUCGUAAAAGGAUUUUUUGGGAAUAUUGGUAAGACAGAAAGAGGCAUUAAGUACCUUGGGUCCAGGGUAGCUGAAUAUAUUAUAGAUUUGGUAUCAAACGACACGAUGUUCAAUAAUGGAAAGGUUGGAAAAGUUUCAUUUAUUGGCCAUUCAUUAGGUGGUUUAGUGCAAACUUUUGCAAUUGCAUAUAUCCAGAAUAAUUUUCUGUGGUUCUUCAAAACAAUACAACCAAUUAAUUUUAUAACUUUGGCUUCUCCGAUGCUAGGUGUAGUAAAUGAGAAUCCAUUAUAUGUGAAAAUUGCGUUGCUGGCGGGAAUUGUGGGAAAAACAGGGCAGGAUUUGGGCUUAAAGUUCUUAGAGAAAGGUUCCAAGCCUUUAUUGUUAUUAUUGCCAACCGGCCCAACCCAUCAGGCUCUUAAGAUGUUUUCACGACGCACAGUCUACGCGAAUGUUAUUAAUGACGGUGUCGUUCCUUUAAGAACAUCUGCUUUAUUAUUUCUAGACUAUAAAGGAUUAAAUCAAGUUAUAAAUUCGAAAGAUAAUAAAGUAAAGAACUUGCAUAAUAAUUCAACAGUGGGAGAGAUACCUGCACGCGAAGAAGGAGCUCUCAAUGAUUCUUUUCUGCCGGUUCAAGCAAUGCUUUCUUAUUUCAUGCCUCAAAAACAUAAGAGGAAGCCAAAUCACCGUUAUCAAAAAUAUCAAACGACUACAAAUGAAGACUCUCAAGUUCUUCAGAAAACUAAUGAUGAAGGUACGAACUUUGACGCACCGAGGUCUUCAGUACUCGAAACUGCUACAUCAUUGAUUUUGCCACCAUUGCCAACCCCCAAGUAUAUAAAUGAUCCUGAAUCAAGGCCCAAUGUGAUCUUCCAUGAUAAAGUGUAUCAAGAGAGUGAUAUCCCAUCUAAGGAGCAAUCAAGUCAGAAACAUAAUCACUCUAAGGUAGUUUCUCCUAAGACAGAUAACAGUAAUGCAGCUCAGUCUUCAGGCAUAAAGAAGCGUAUUAUGAACUCCAUUGAUUCUGCUGACUUGCAAUCCUUAGAGGAGCAGAUUGCUAGAGAAUAUCACAAAAACAUGAAGUGGAGAAAAGUUUUAGUAAAGUUGAAACCAGAUGCACAUAAUAAUAUCAUAGUUAGAAGACGUUUUGCAAAUGCCUAUGGAUGGCCCGUUAUUGAGCAUUUGGUACAGAAUCAUUUUGCGUUAGAAAUCAACAGUGACGAAGACAAUAAAUUAGUUUCAAACAAUGCAAAAAUGAGAAGCUCUGACUCCCUUGAUAAGGAGCAGGGCCUUUCUGCCAUUUUAUCUAGAGAUACGAUUUCCCAGGAAAUUGGAGAAACUGAAAAGAAUGAAGACGAUACCGAAGAAAACGAUACUGAAGCUUGUGAGCAUCAUUGGAUCAAUUCUGAGGAUAAUGGAGAGUCUAUCUUUGCUGUUGGUCCAACUGGCCUUUUGUCAGAUGUAAGUGAAAUGGUCGGAAAUUUGAGAAAUCUGUGGCAUAAUCAUGGACUAUUUCCACCUGAAAAAGUGGCAGAUGAUUUGAAUAAUGAAGAACUGAACGGGUCAGUCCCCGGUAAAGAAAUAGAUAGCGAAUCUAAUGAUCUUGGCGCAGGAAAUCGUCUAAUGGGGGAAUUCAUUUAA